AUGUCAGGAAACCCCGGACAUCUUGGACACCCCGAGCCAACAUCAACACCAGCUCCCAUAUACAGCGAAGCUCCAGAAGCCGUCUUCCCAACCCCAUCAACCCACGGCCCCGUGAGCCCACACUCCGACACCCUACGCACUACAUCUAUCCCAGACGCCAUGCACUCCUACGCCCCAACACCAGUAAACGGUCCCCCAGAGCCACAAUACCCCCACACCCCCGACUCCAUCGGUCAAGCACCAGCCUACGACGCGUCGACAUCAAUGGCCACUCCACCCGAGAAGGCAUACGCCGGUCAGCCAGUGCCCCAGUACACCCAAACCGCACAGCCACAGCAAGGAGCUGGCCCGCAGCAGUUCUACACACCAUCCGGACAUCCCAGUGGAUAUGCCACAGCUGUCCCACUCCAUGCUGUCCAGUCUGCGCCCUGUCCAGUUGACUGCCCUGUUUGUGGAAAGCGGGAGAUGACCCGUACCCAGGCUAUCAGCGGUGGAACUACCCAUGGUUGGGCAGCUGUUCUUUGCUUCUGUUGCUGUCUCGGCUGUAUCCCUUACCUGAUGUCAUCGCUUAAGGAUGUUGAACAUGCAUGUGGACAAUGUGGUGCUAAGCUUGCAACAUGGCAUAAUAGUGGCCGUGUCGAUGUCUUGCAGAAUGGGGCGAGGAAGUGA
Molecule: messenger RNA, 669 nt
Organism: Penicillium griseofulvum
Lineage: Eukaryota; Fungi; Ascomycota; Eurotiomycetes; Eurotiales; Aspergillaceae
Product: LITAF-like zinc ribbon domain-containing protein
Exons: 3
Coding region: 1-669 (222 amino acids)
Molecular function (GO): zinc ion binding
Source: RefSeq, a predicted model, not a curated record